AUGUCUACCUAUAAAGCAAAACGGCCGUCUGUUCCAGCCCUUGACAACUACCUCCCCGACGAUGAGGAUUUCUUCGACCCAUUCGCUUCGCCCACCAAUUCUCCCACUCAGAGCCCCAAGUCCAAGGCCGCGGCUAAACGCAGUGAGCCAGAUGGAGGUCUGGGUAUAGACAAAGAGGUUUCGGUUGCCAAGCGUGCCCGAGUCCCGCGUGUCAAACUCGAUGAGACAAGACUCCUCUCGGACAAGGGCAUACCUGCUCUUCGCAAGCGGGCAGGAACCCUCAAACUCAAGGGCAAGGGGCACGAGUUCUCAGACGCGGCGCGGCUCUUAUCUUUCUACCAACUCUGGCUCGACGACCUCUUCCCCAAGGCCAAAUUCCUCGAUGCCUUGGCCAUGGUAGAAAAGGCUGGCCACAAGACCACCAUGCACAAAGCCCGCACAGAUUGGAUAAACGACUUGAAACCCAACAUGACGGCUCCCGACAAUGAUGACCAGGGCGACAUUGGUGGCGCUCCAGCUGCGCAACCACAAUCAUCUAGGAUAGCGCCGAUUUUCGAGAAGCCGCAAACGACCGAAGCAUCUAUUGUGCCGGAAGGGGGUAGUAAUGGCGUGGAUGACUUGUUUGGCGGCGGGGACCUUGGCGAAUUGUAUGAUGACACCCCCGAGGCUAUCCGGACUGGUGGAGAGCCGGACGAUGAUGACAUCGAGGCUUUGAUGGCCGAGGCAGAAUCCUCCACAAGGCAGCCAGCGCCUGUGGCCAGGAGUAUAUUCGGCCCUGGAAGACCGACCAAGCCUGGUACAGAGGCAAAACGAGCAAACGAUUCACCAAAUGAUGAAGAGCUAGAUGCGCUCAUGGCGGAGGCGGAAAUGCAUACAGCGUCCCACGGUUCAUCUGGGGCUGGAAAACAACAGGGCCAGACUAAUCCUGAGAACGAGGAUGACGACCUGGAAGCGUUGAUACAGGAGGCCGAAGGUGUACUGAAACAGAAACCAGCACCAUCCAAAAAGACGCAGGACAAAACUAGUAGUUUUGACGAUGACGAGGCAGCCAUGGCUGAGCUCGACCUAUGGUGA
Messenger RNA from Pyricularia pennisetigena, 1074 nucleotides. RefSeq lists its product as uncharacterized. Gene Ontology annotation, biological process: replication fork arrest; DNA damage response; replication fork processing. The record is from RefSeq and is a predicted model, not a curated record. Gene Ontology annotation, cellular component: nucleus; replication fork protection complex. Gene Ontology annotation, molecular function: DNA binding. The transcript is spliced from 2 exons. Lineage: Eukaryota; Fungi; Ascomycota; Sordariomycetes; Magnaporthales; Pyriculariaceae. The coding region runs from base 1 to 1074 and encodes 357 amino acids.